Vanderwaltozyma polyspora DSM 70294 is the source of this 1923-nucleotide messenger RNA. RefSeq names its product fimbrin (gene SAC6). Bases 1 to 1923 code for a protein of 640 amino acids. Gene Ontology annotation, biological process: actin filament network formation; actin filament bundle assembly. The transcript has a single exon. Gene Ontology annotation, cellular component: actin filament bundle; actin filament; cytoplasm. NCBI's taxonomy places the organism in Eukaryota, Fungi, Ascomycota, Saccharomycetes, Saccharomycetales, Saccharomycetaceae. The record is from RefSeq and is a predicted model, not a curated record. Gene Ontology annotation, molecular function: calcium ion binding; actin filament binding.
AUGAAUAUUGUUAAAUUACAGAGAAAGUUUCCUAUCUUGUCUCAAGAAGAUUUGUUCGAAACAAUUGAAAAAUUCAGAGCAAUCGAUAUCGAUGAUAAAGGUUGGGUUGAGAAACAACAAGCUUUAGAAGCUGUUUCAAAAUCCGGUGAUGCCACUUAUGAUGAAGCUAGAGAAACUUUGAAACAAGUCAAUGUCGACGCUUCUGGUCAUGUCGAAUUGGACGAUUACGUCGAAUUGAUGGCUAAAUUAAAAGAAUCUUCUUCUGGACCUGUACCACAGACCAGUUUUAGUACCGGCUCUGUCCCAAUCGCUUCUACUCAACAUGCCGGUUUACAACAUAAAGGUUCCGGUGCUCAAGCUAAGAUUAUCGUCGGUGGUUCCACUAGUGGUACUACUCAUACUAUUAACGAAGAAGAAAGACGUGAAUUCACAAAACAUAUUAAUAGUGUCUUGGCAGGUGAUUUGGAAAUUGGUCACUUAUUGCCUUUCCCAACUGAUACUUUCCAAUUAUUCGACGAAUGUAGAGAUGGUUUGGUUUUAUCAAAAUUGAUCAACGAUUCUGUCCCUGAUACUAUCGACACUAGAGUUUUAAACAUGCCAAAGAAUGGUAAGAAAUUAAAUAAUUUCCAAGCAAGUGAAAACGCAAAUAUCGUUAUUAACUCUGCUAAGGCCAUCGGUUGUGUCGUUGUGAACGUCCAUUCUGAAGAUAUUAUAGAAGGUAAAGAACAUUUAAUACUAGGUUUGAUUUGGCAAGUUAUUAGAAGAGGGUUGUUGAGUAAAAUUGAUAUCAAACACCAUCCAGAAUUAUACCGUUUAUUGGAAGAUGAUGAGACUUUAGAACAAUUCUUAAGAUUGCCACCAGAACAAAUUCUAAUACGUUGGUUCAAUUACCACUUGAAAGCGGCAAACUGGAAUAGAAGAGUAUCAAACUUUUCACAGGAUGUCUCUGAUGGUGAAAACUACACAAUCUUAUUAAACCAACUGGCACCAGAUCAAUGUUCUAGAUCACCAUUACAAACUGCUGAUUUGAUGGAAAGAGCUGAAGAAAUUCUACAAAACGCUGAUAAACUAGGAUGUAGAAAGUAUUUAACUCCAAGCUCUUUAGUUGCUGGUAAUCCGAAAUUAAACUUGGCUUUCGUCGCCCACUUAUUCAACACACACCCAGGUUUGGAACCAAUUGAAGAAGCCGAAGUUCCAGAAAUUGAAGAUUUCGAUGCUGAAGGUGAAAGAGAAGCUAGAGUUUUCACUCUAUGGUUGAACUCUUUAGAUGUUGAUCCUCCUGUCAUAAGUUUGUUCGAAGAUGUUAAGGACGGUCUAGUCUUAUUACAAGCUUAUGAUAAGGUCAUGCCAGGUUCUGUUGAUAAGAAAUACGUUAACCAAAGACCAUCUUCAGGUGCCGAAUUAUCUAGAUUCAAGGCUUUAGAAAACACAAACUAUGCAGUUGAAUUGGGUAAAGUUAAAGGUUUCUCUUUGGUCGGUAUUGAAGGUUCGGAUAUAGUCGAUGGUACUAAGCUAUUAAUUCUAGCGUUAGUAUGGCAAUUAAUGCGUAGAAACAUUAUUAAUACUAUGGCUACUUUGUCUUCCACAGGUAGAGAUAUGAGUGAUGCUCAAAUUUUGAAAUGGGCUCAAGAACAAGUUGCCAAAGGUGGUAAAUCAUCUAAAGUUAUGUCAUUCAAGGACUCUUCCUUAUCUAAUGGUCAUUUCUUGUUGGAUGUUUUGAAUGGUCUAGCUCCAGGUUAUGUAAACUAUGAUUUGGUAACACCAGGUAAUACUGAGGAAGAAAGAUAUGCUAAUGCUAAAUUGGCUAUUUCUAUCGCUAGAAAGUUAGGUGCAUUAAUUUGGUUAGUUCCUGAAGAUAUCAAUGAAGUUCGUUCAAGAUUGAUCUUGACAUUCAUUGCAUCCUUGAUGUCGUUGAAGAAAUAA